CAAACAAAAAAAACUACGAAAAUGUGCAGCAAAAGUCAAUAAGAGAGAAGGAGAGUCCCCAAAAGAGAGUGACAAAAGCCACCAGAAGAGAGAGUGAGCGAGAGAGAGAGCACUCUCCGGGUGUCUAGUCAAAGGACACAGACAGGCAACAGACAGCAACCAAUAGGACAUACAAGGAUCAAAGAGAGGCAGCGAGGAGCAGCACAAUGGCAAUCAACUUCUCGGCCUCGUUUGCGGCCUGCAUAGCGGCAGGCCUGAAGGUGCCCCGCCAGAUCAUGUACUGCAUCACACAGGACACGGGCCAGCCGUACGUUCUCUACAAGGACUCGCAGGACGCGGAACGCAAUGCGGGCGCCCUCGGCGCCAGCGCCGCUCAGUGGGGCAGCGAAAUGUAUCCCAACAUCCAGCAGCAGGCGCAGCAGCAUCUCAACGCCCAGCAGCAGCAGCAGCAACAGCAGGCGCAGGCGGCUGCCCAAGCGGCCGCAGCGGCGGCAGCAGCGGGCCAGCCACAGAGCCCGCCGGGCGGUGGCCAGGAGCCGCGCGACAAUGGCAGCGGCGAUGGUCGCCAGCAGCAGGUGUCGCCCUCGUCCAGUCCGUACCCCACGGUGCAGCAGCAGCAGCAGCAACAGCAGCAGCGAGCGAAUGCCGGCGGCGAGGAUGAUGCCAUGAACCAGCUUCAGCAAAACUCCGCGCCAAAUCAAAACCAAAGCAGCAACGACCCACAGCACUCCGGCUCGAAUACCGGGGAGGCGGGCAAUCCGCAUGUGCAGCAGAACGGGGCCGGCGGCGGACCACAGGGCGAUCCCAGCAAUGGCUUCCAGACGCCCGACUACUAUGCACCGAGGCAUGCGGCGCCGCAGGGCGGAAUGCUGGCGCCACCGGGCUUCCCGCCUCUCCACUAUCUGAACAAGAGCGUCCUGCCGAUGGAGCAGAACGGGGCAGGGGGCGGCGGCGGCGGAGGAGGCGGCGGUGGCGGUGGUGGCGGCGAGGCCUACUCGCUGCCGGAGCUGCUGCCGGGCCAACAGAAUGGCCAGCAGAAUGGCAACGGUGGACCGGCGAAUGCGAAUGCCAAUGAAGGCGCCGCCGCAGCCAAUGGAGGAGGAGGAGCGACGGGUGCCGGUGUGGGGGCGGUGAGCGGUGUGCCCACGGGCGGCCGAACGGGCAACGGUCCCGGGCGUCCGCACAAGAACAAGCCGCACAGCGAUCUGCGGCUGUUCAAGUGCCUCACCUGCGGCAAGGACUUCAAGCAGAAGAGCACACUGCUGCAGCACGAUCGCAUACACACGGACGCACGGCCCUUUCCGUGCUCGGAGUGCGGCAAGCGCUUCCGCCAGCAGUCGCACCUCACACAGCACCUGCGCAUCCAUGCCAACGAGAAGCCCUUCACCUGCCCGUACUGCUCGCGCAGCUUCCGCCAGCGGGCCAUACUCAACCAGCACAUACGCAUCCAUUCGGGUGAGAAGCCCUUCGCCUGCCCCGAGUGCGGCAAGCACUUUCGCCAGAAGGCCAUCCUCAAUCAGCAUGUGCGCACCCACCAAGAUGUCUCGCCACACCUCAUCUUCAAGAAUGGGCCACACCCGACGCUGUGGCCCUCGGACGUGCCCUUUCCGGGCGAGGAGAACGACACGAAGGGCGACAUUGCCGGCGCUGGUGCCGGCUACCACGAUGAUGACUCGCAGGGCACGCCCGAUGGCAGCGGGGGAAUGCAUUAUCCGUCGUACUUCAAGGACGUCAAGGAUCAUCCCGCAGGCCAAAAGAUACUGCCCGAGGUGCUGCAGCACAUCGGCGUGCGUCCGGCGAACAUGCCACUCUACGUGCGCUGCCCCAUCUGCGACAAGGAGUUCAAGCAGAAGACGACGCUGCUGCAGCACGGCUGCAUACACAUCGAGUCGCGGCCGUACCCGUGUCCGGAGUGCGGCAAACGCUUCCGCCAGCAGUCGCAUCUCACGCAGCACCUGAGGAUUCACACGAACGAGAAGCCCUUCGGCUGCAUGUACUGUCCGCGCUUCUUCCGCCAGCGCACGAUCCUCAACCAGCACUUGCGCAUUCACACCGGCGAGAAGCCCUACAAGUGCACGCAGUGCGGCAAGGACUUCCGGCAGAAGGCCAUUCUGGAUCAGCAUACGCGCACCCACCAGGUAGGCGAUCGACCCUUCUGCUGCCCCAUGCCCAACUGCCGGCGACGCUUUGCCACCGAGAACGAGGUGACCAAACACAUUGACAACCACAUGAAUCCCAACACCACCAAGGUGCGUCGCCAGCAGCAGCAGCACCAGCAGCAGCAGCAGCAGCAGGUGCAGCAGCAGCAACAGGUGCAGGUGCAGCAACAGCAGCAGCAGCAGCAGCAGCAGGGCAACAGCAAUGCGGUGGCACAGGUCGCCUCCGUGGCCAAUCAUCUGAUGAACGAUGUCAAGAGCCUGGCGGCCCAGCAGUUCCUCAACAACAACAAUCCCUCGGCGGUGGACAACAAGGCGAACAUUCUGCCGGUGCGCAGCAUAGCGGCAAAUGCGGCAGCCGCCGCUGUCGUUCAGCAGUCGGUGGUGAAGAAUGAACUGUACUUCCCGCAGUGCUAUGGGCCGCCCUUCCAGCAUCCCUUCCAGACCCAGCAGCAGCAGCAGCAGCAGCCACAGCAGCCGAGUGUGGCCCAUGCGAAUGGGGGACCCACGACGCCGGUGACUGUGACGGUGGCCAAUUCGGUGGCGCCCGGUGUGGUGGUGCAACAGAACCCGUCCGCCUCCGUUGUGGCCCAGUGACAUCCCACCACUGGAGCACCUGGAGCACAGCAGCAGCAGCAGCAGCAACAACAGCAACAGCAGCAGCAGCAGCAGCAACAGCAACCGACGGCGCCCCAACAGCAACAUCAUCCGCCGCCCCCACCGCCGCCCACCGCGUCCGCACAUCAUAUCACGGCAGCAGCAGCGGCAGC
Drosophila subobscura is the source of this 2926-nucleotide messenger RNA. It is a transcript of the gene jim, whose product is annotated as myeloid zinc finger 1. Gene Ontology annotation, molecular function: DNA-binding transcription factor activity, RNA polymerase II-specific; RNA polymerase II cis-regulatory region sequence-specific DNA binding. Gene Ontology annotation, cellular component: PcG protein complex; transcription regulator complex. The transcript has 5 exons. Bases 207 to 2753 code for a protein of 848 amino acids. NCBI's taxonomy places the organism in Eukaryota, Metazoa, Arthropoda, Insecta, Diptera, Drosophilidae. The record is from RefSeq and is a predicted model, not a curated record. Gene Ontology annotation, biological process: regulation of transcription by RNA polymerase II.